Diospyros lotus (date-plum) is the source of this 984-nucleotide messenger RNA. RefSeq names its product probable calcium-binding protein CML41. Bases 223 to 849 code for a protein of 208 amino acids. The transcript has a single exon. Gene Ontology annotation, molecular function: enzyme regulator activity; calcium ion binding. The record is from RefSeq and is a predicted model, not a curated record. NCBI's taxonomy places the organism in Eukaryota, Viridiplantae, Streptophyta, Magnoliopsida, Ericales, Ebenaceae.
CAGGCCGCAGCUAAGCUUCAUUGCUUUCUCAUGUCCUCCCAACCUCUUUAAUUUCUUCCGUCUUGCUCUGGCGCCCAUAAUCAUCCGUCAGAUCACUUCAUCCUCACACACGACAACUAUACAAAUAAACCUCUCUAUGUCCCAGCUGGUUUAAUUACGUGCCCAUUUUUCUCGAGAGAAUCGUCAUUGAUUCAUUAAUUAUUUGUUUGAUUUUCUCUUCCCAUGGAAGCCGGGGGUACAGCUCCAAAAUCAUUCGGCUGCUUUCCUCUCAAGGGCGCCCGCGGAGGCCUCAAGCUAAGCCUCCAGCGUCUUCGGUCCAAGUCCAGCUCCACUGGUUCAAGGAGCUCUAGAUCUCCUCCACCAACUCGAGCGCCAACAUCUCCCUCUCCCAGUAUUAGGCCCCACAUCAUGCCUACCGCAAGAGAAGACGAUGAGUUCAGGCAAGUCUUCGGGUAUUUCGACAGCGACGACGACGGCAAGAUCUCGGCGGUGGAGCUGAGAGCUUAUUUCGGGUCCAUAGGGCAGUACAUGUCGCACGAGGAGGCUCAAGUGGUGAUAAAUGACUUUGACUCGGAUGGAGACGGGUUGAUAGACAUGGAAGACUUUCUGAGGCUGAUGAAGAGGGACGUCAAAGGCGAUGACAAUUAUAAGGAUGACCUCAAGGCAGCCUUCCAGAUGUUCGAGCUCCACAAAGGAAGCGGACGCAUUACGCCGAAAAGCUUGCAGAGAGCGCUGAGUCGCCUCGGAGAAGUCAACUCCUACGACGAGUGCAAGGCCAUGAUUCAGGUUUUUGACACCGACGGCAAUGGGGAGCUCGACUUCCACGAGUUCCACCGAAUGAUGGCUUGAUCAUCAUCACUUCGAAUUCCAUUUGGUAACAAAACCUAUAUUACAUACAUCUGGGAAGCAUGCGUGCAAUAGUCCCGUCUCCUUAUAUGUAUACAUUAUAAGUUGCGGUGAAUUAAUAUAAUUUUGCAAAUAAAA